AUGUUCCCUCCUCCCCCCACCUUUGUAGAGCAACCCAAGAAAUGUAGGAUCUGCUUCCCCUUGCCUUCUCUGCCAGUAGGAACUUCCAGGAACGCCCGUGGAGGACGGGGGACACGGGGCAAAGACGGAGUUGGCACACCAAAACAGGUAAGGUGCGUUUGCAACAUCGACUGUUCCCACAUCAGCUUCAAUCCAGUGUGUGCCUCGGACGGGCGUUCCUAUGACAACCCCUGCCAGGUGAAAGAGGCAUCCUGUCAGAAACAGGAACGUAUCGAGGUCAAGCACCUGGGCCACUGCCAAGAUGGGAACAAAGGCGGAGCUGGACAUUUUACACCGACCGACAUCACACGAAACGGACAGGCGGACGGCCUGUACACACCCUGUCCAGAUCACUACAAGAACUACUGUGUCCAUGGAGACUGCCAGUUCCCCAGUAUACCCGCCCAGCCCUCGUGCAGCUGUCACUCAGGUUUCAGCGGCCCCCAGUGUGACACCAAAGAGUACAACGUGCUCUACGUGGUCCCAGGCUCCGGAAAACUGCACUAUGUCCUCAUCGCCUCUAUCAUUGGAGCACUCCAGGUGGUCAUCAUCUGUGUAGUGGUGCUCUGCAUCACAAGAAAGUGCCCGCGGACCAACAGGAUCAACCGACAGAAGCAAAACAAUGUCCACUUCAGUUCAGAAAACACCAUGCGCGCCUCUACUCGACUUAUCUGAGCCCCGGACACAUCGGACAGAAUCGACCUUCCACUUGACGGAAGGCAGUCUCGUUUCAUGUUCCCCCCUCCCCCCACCUUUGUAGAGCAACCCAAGAAAUGUAGGAUCUGCUUCCCCUUGCCUUCUCUGCCAGUAGGAACUUCCAGGAACGCCCGUGGAGGACGGGGGACACGGGGCAAAGACGGAGUUGGCACACCAGUGAGACUCGCACCUGGGAACGUUGUCAUCGGGCGACUGUUGGCGGCGUCACUUUAAACCUUGUCACUAGCGUCCUUAAGGUUUUUUUUGUUUUUUUUCCCCGGACACCACCAUAAGAACUUGGGGUUGUGGAGAAUACUGAAUGUGGGUAUGUAUGUGUGAGCGUGUAAUAGAUGUGUGAGUUUUGGUAGAUGCGAGUUAGCUGGUGUCUGUCAUUUGUAGAUCAGGGGAAAAAGCGAACUGGGGUAGCGCAAAGCAGGGUAAGGAACUUUGAGUUAGGCUUAUUCUUUUUUUUUCUCGUGGGGAUGCUGUGGUGUGGGGAGGGCGGAGGGGGGACCCGGGCUACACGUGUUGCCUUGCACCUUGUGUUAUAGGAGACCUUUGACCGAGGGCACGAUGCUACGACGGAGCUCUCCCUUUGGUUGUGACAAAGACUUCAGCUACUGUAUCCUGGGUUCGAUUUCCAUUAGUUAUUACUACGUUGUCUUGAUGGGGUCAUUUUUCUGUAAAUGUAAAUAAAUA
Messenger RNA from Entelurus aequoreus (snake pipefish), 1434 nucleotides. RefSeq names its product tomoregulin-2-like. NCBI's taxonomy places the organism in Eukaryota, Metazoa, Chordata, Actinopteri, Syngnathiformes, Syngnathidae. Gene Ontology annotation, molecular function: protein binding. The record is from RefSeq and is a predicted model, not a curated record. Bases 1 to 714 code for a protein of 237 amino acids. The transcript is spliced from 7 exons.